Molecule: messenger RNA, 3806 nt
Organism: Benincasa hispida (wax gourd)
Lineage: Eukaryota; Viridiplantae; Streptophyta; Magnoliopsida; Cucurbitales; Cucurbitaceae
Source: RefSeq, a predicted model, not a curated record
AUCUUUCCACUUAUCCUCACUUUACUAUUUAUUUUCUUACUUUUGGAAUGAAUAAUCACUCAGCAAUUCUUCCUAAAUCUCCUAAAAAGUUUCUCUCUGCUCUUUGUCCUAAAUUUCAUUAUAGCUUCAAUGGAAAACAUAGUGGAAAAAGAAGGGGAAAAUGCAAAAUGUUUAUUUGGGGAAAGGAAAAGCAUUAGUUUUGAAAAGCCGAUUAAGGCAAAGCCGCCAUGGCAGAUUCUAAAGGACGAAGAAAAGAAAGCAGAAUCCAAGAGAAAGGAUAUAGACCAGUAUGUUAAAAAGGUCGUAGAUGGGCUUUACACAAAGCUCGUAGACGCAAAGCCAAUCUUGCGAAGGUUUUCGUCAAUUGAAAAGAAGCUUAAUUGUUUGGACGGAAUUACAGAAAUUCUAAAGUUGAAGAUGGAACAGAAUCUGCUAUUUCACCUGAAGAGAUUUCGGUCAUCGCUUGAUAAUACCAAUAAAAUUACAUUUGGUGUUAAUGACAGACAUCAAUUUAAGAAAGCCACAAGCGAUUAUUUUUCUCUCUUAAUCGGUGGACAAGGAUCUUCCCACAUAGAUUUGUUGACAAAACUAUUGCGUUUGAGGGAUACAUUGGUGGAAUAUCAGAAUGAAUACAUUAACAUAUUACAAGGAAAGUGGUCAAAGAAUAAAGAGGAUGUAUUACAGAACAUAGUUCAAACCAGAAGAGAAUUGGAGUAUGCAGAAAAAGUAUAUUUAAUCUCACGAAGGAGAUACAUACCUAAAUUAUCCACUGGCGUGGAUCUUAUAUCUUCCAAAUAUUCCUCUGAUUAUGAUGGAUUAUUAUCUCAGAUGAUAUGUAGGAAAGAAGAAAUGAUGAAGUUGGAAGGUGAAUAUGUUGCGUUAUUGCGAGCUGGGGCGACGUUCUCGAAUGAUGUACUUUCACGAUAUUCUGAAGAUAUAUUACAAAGGGCUGUAAGUUCGAAAAGGGACUCAUUGAUCAUCGACGAAUUGUCCUCCAAUGAGAUCAUAGGAGAGAGAACAUGGUCAUUAUUCGACGUUCAACCAAUAUAUUUCCGACGUUUAUGCGAUGUAAUAAGCAUGAUGUUGUCUAUGAGAUUCUACUCUUUGUGGGAACGACCUGAUAUGUACCCAAAUUUGGUGGAAGACUUCAAGAUAGACUACAAAACAAAUCGACUAGAAAAUCUUGUAAAUUUGAGGAAAGAAUAUCUAAUGGUGGAAGACGAAUACUUAUGGGUCUUACAAGAGAGACAUACCAAGAACCAUGCCAACACAUCCACUUCAUUUAGUGUCCACCAAAUUCAUUCAGAAUACGUCUGGGAAUAUCUAUUUGACACCAUAUUAUGUUGGAAGAAUGAUCUGAGAUUGCUGGAAGAUACUUGUGCUCGAAAGCUAGGGGAGAAAUACUCAAACAAAUGGUCUUAUGAAUGUGAUGAUUUAGAAGAGAUUGAGAAAUUAAAGAAAGAGUUAAAGGAGGCAGAAGAAGAAUGUUGUGAGCUUAUACAAAAGAAACAUUUAACAAUCCUCAAUGACAUUCCAUCAAUGGACGUGACUCAAAUAUAUGCCAAGUACAUUCACCAAGAACUACUUGAUGAAAUAGUAUCGUUGAGAGUAAAAAUCAAAAUGUUGGAAAGGGAUUAUCAUCGCAUCCUAAGCAAACCUUCAUACGUGUACAACCAACAAGACAGACAAGAAUUUGAAAGUGUAGGAACGGGCAGAGAAAGGUUAUGGGAUAUAGAACAACAAUAUUUUGAUCGAUUGAAAUACAACAUUGCAGCAAAGAAUUUCCUUCAACCACCUGAUCUAAAGAUGGAAGCUUUUGAAUCACUGGAUAACAAUGUUGAAGAAGAAGAGUUCCUCACAACAUUAUAUUAUUCAGUAAAAUCAUUUAACAUAUACUGUGUGGAGUGCAUGAGCUAUAUCAACAAUCUCAUAAAGCGAGCUUUGGGAUUAGAAGAUGAUGAAGAAUUAAGUGCCAUAAUUUCAUUCGAAGGUGAAAACGUGGGUGAAAUGUGUAAUGACGUUGUGGAUAAGUUUCUGUAUUCGCGUAGCAUAUGUUGUCCCAUUUGCAUCAAGGCUGUCAGGAUGGCGACAAUUCAACAAAAGAAUACAUCAACGGCUUCUGGACAAACUUCUACAUCCAUUCCUAACCAAGGUGAUGAGGCAAUAUGCAAUCAAGAAGAUUCAACUAUCACAAUGCCUCUCGAUGAAAUAAUUUGUGUCCAACAGAGCAGUAACGUUGGAAGGUGGAAGAUUCGAAGAUGCAUAGUACUUGGUGGUUUAAUCCAAUCAAUUACAAGUUUAGUUAUUGUCACUGCAGCAACAACUGCUAAUAUGUCUGAUGGAAAUAUAGUAACUUUGGCAUUCACAAAUUUGAUUACCGGACUCUUUAUUGUUAGACACGAUUUAGGUUCCUGGUGCGUAUCCAUCCCAACGAAGCAGCGUUGGACACAAGUAUUGGUCUUAUGCCCAUCCCAUAGUGAGGAUCACAGAUACUCGAGCUUGACUUUUUGUCAAUUUUUGGCAACCCCUAUUUCACAAGACUAAUCGAGAGUGUUGACUAAAUAGUCAUUGUAUUUAAUUAGUUCCUUGGUUUUCAUCCUAUCUUUUGCGAUCGACUUCGGUUCAUUUCUUUAGUCUGUCCCGAGAUUGUUCCCAAAUUUUGGAUUUUUAAUUUGGUUAGUUAACUAUAGGGUGAGCAACCCCUAGUUUUUACAAAAUAUCUUUAUUCAUAAAAUUGUUUGAGUCCCAGUUGGAUUUUUCAAUGUAAUUUUUGAGUUUGUGAUUAAUUAAGUGUCUAUUUGAGGUUCUUCAUUUAGUUUUAUAAAAUCUUAAAUCCACGUAUAACAGUUGUAUUUCUUCUAGGAUUCUUCUCAGUUAAUGUUGUUUUUGUAAUUUCUUUGUAAUACUUUAACAACUUGAGAUAUAGGUAAAGCGAUGUGAGAGUAAAACUUAUCUGAUUUUUGAAGUUGGUGCUUUAUCUACUCGACAACUUAGCUCUAGUUUCGAGCUUCAAAACCCAUAUUUAAAAAAUUUUAGGCCUUCAAUCUUUGUCAUACUUGAAUCAAAUUUUAGGUCUUCAAUCUUUGUUAUACUUGAGUCAUCAAUCCUGUUUGAAAAUUUAGUAAACAUUUCAUAAGCUUCUAGCAUAUCCCUUAAUUCAUAAUAAGCCUGCUAAUUUUGAGAUGCUUUUCUCACAUAUUUGUAUGAUUUUCUAUGUUAUUCAAGCAUCUGAUGUUCCAAUGAAGUUGAAUUGGGUGAAUAUGAUUUUGGGUCUUCAACUCUAUCAUUUUUUUUUUGACAAACAAAUCAAUCAAGCUAAAUGACCACGUUAUGCAAGUGUAGGUCCAUUUAGCAAAGUGGUACAAUGUGGGAUUUGUUCGAGGGAGAAUCAAAGUGGUACUUUGAUCGAGUGGAGGAUUGUUAGAAGUGUAAACAAAAUCCCACAUAGGUUAGAGAAGGAAAUGAUCAUGGAUAUAUAAGUUAGGACAAUUAUCUCUAUUGGUAUGAAACCUUUUGGGGUGAAACCAAAAGCAAAGCUAUAAGGGAUUACUGAAAUUUAAAGUUAUUACUUUGACGAAAGCUUGGAACCAAAAUAUUAUGAAGUGUUUUGAAAGAUGUAGCUUGGUUUAGUCUAGGAGUACCUAUAUUAAAGAAAUAAUAAUAAUAAUAAUAAAGUCUUAUAAUUAAAAAUUAAUUCUAAGCCAAGUUAGGCAGAUCAUUGGAAAGACAUUUGUUGUUUCGGUACGUAGGUCAUGCAAGAUUGCAACACUAAAUUAAAUACAAGCAUGUGUAGCCAUCAUAAAAUG